GAUAACAGUUUCAGUUUCCACACCCAGUUUCUAUCGCUUACCAUGGCCUUCCGUUACGUAAUCCUCGCCCUGUGCGCCCUGCUGGCCUCUGCACAAGCUGGUCUGCUGGCCAGCCAUGUGGCUGUGGCUAAUCCUGCCGUGGAUGCUGUGGCCUCCACGCAGCACAAUGUGGUGCGCUCCUUCGGCGGCACCGUCUCCAGCUACUCCAAGGCUGUGGAUACGCCCUACUCCAGCGUGCGCAAGUCGGACACUCGCAUCCAGAACAAUGUCUACACGCCGGCUAUUGCCAAGACAACCUAUGCGGCGCCACUGUACACUCAGGCCACGCCGAUUGUGCAGAAGAGCGUGUAUGCUGCUCAAGCUCCCGUCCUGGCCAAGACUGUCUCGUAUGCCGCUCCAGCUCCCGUCCUGGCCAAGACCGUCUCGUAUUCUGCUCCGGCUGUCAGCUAUGCUGCUCCCGUCAAGACCGUCUCGUAUGCUGCUCCGGCUGUCAGCUAUGCUGCUCCCGUCAAGACUGUCUAUGCUGCUCCCGCUCCUGUUGUGACCAAGACCGUGUACGCUGCACCCGCUCCCGUCGUUGCCAAGACCAUCUACUCUGCAGCUCCAGUGUACGCCAAGUCGUAUGCCGCACCCGCUGUUAGCUAUGCUGCUCCACUGGCCACCACCAAUGUGAACCAUGGUCCAUCUGCCACCACCUACAGCCACAAUGCCCCAGCCCUGGGCGUCUCCAGCUACGGCAGCGCCCAGACGGUGCACUAUUCGCCCGCGGAGAGCGUUUCGCACAUGAGCUUCGAUGGCUUCGGCACCCACUGGGGUUUCUAG
This is a messenger RNA of Drosophila novamexicana, 822 nucleotides long. Its product is annotated as cuticle protein. Bases 43 to 822 code for a protein of 259 amino acids. The record is from RefSeq and is a predicted model, not a curated record. Lineage: Eukaryota; Metazoa; Arthropoda; Insecta; Diptera; Drosophilidae. The transcript has a single exon.